AUGGCGGCAGUGCAAAGUACUCCCGGAAAUAAGCAAUGGCCGGCUCGACCUGCAGUUCAACAUCAGAAUAGUCAAAACCCAGCAAAUCUUACCCUAAAUAGAACGAUAAAUCUAUAUCCUCUCACUAAUUACACUUUUGGCACUAAAGAACCCCUAUUUGAAAAGGAUGCAUCGGUACCGGCACGGUUUCAACGAAUGCGAGAAGAGUUUGGUAAAAUUGGAAUGAGAAGAUCUGUGGAAGGUGUUCUUUUAGUUCACGAGCAUGGUUUACCUCAUGUUCUGCUGCUGCAGCUUGGUACUGCUUUCUUCAAGCUGCCUGGUGGGGAGUUAAACCCGGGAGAGGAUGAGAUUGAGGGUCUGAAAAGGUUGCUGACAGAGACUCUAGGCAGGCAAGAUGGUGUAAAACAAGAGUGGGUGAUAGAGGAUACUAUAGGUAACUGGUGGCGUCCGAACUUCGAACCCCCACAAUAUCCAUACAUUCCGCCGCACAUAACAAAACCGAAGGAGCAUAAACGACUGUUCCUCGUUCAGCUCCAGGAUAGAGCACUUUUUGCAGUGCCAAAGAACUACAAACUUGUAGCUGCACCAUUAUUUGAACUGUACGAUAAUGCCCAGGGUUACGGCCCUAUUAUCUCCUCACUAUCACAAAGCCUAUGCAGGUUUAAUUUUGUCUACAUGUAG
Messenger RNA from Parnassius mnemosyne (clouded apollo), 681 nucleotides. The record is from the annotation of a GenBank genome assembly. Lineage: Eukaryota; Metazoa; Arthropoda; Insecta; Lepidoptera; Papilionidae.